CAUUCGUCUGGAAAGGGGGGGAAGUUUGAUCCUCUUUCUCACGGAUCACGGUUACGGGAGUUUUUCUCCCGUUUACAGAGACCCGGGAUUAUUAUUUCGUUUUUCACUUCUAUAUGUUUUUUUUUUUUAUUCAGGCUUAAGUGAAAUUGCAGCCUACCGUUUAUCCCACUUCACUCCACUAACCUUGGGUUUGUUAUAUUUAAUUUUUCACUUGCUUUUCUCUAUUGAGCCCGAUGACUAUGCUCCUUGAUAGCGGUCCUCAGUUCCCGUCACUAGGAGUAGGGGGAUUCGGAACGCCGAGACACCAUGAGUUGGGAAAUCGAGACCCCGGACUGGGGCUCAGUCCCUUCGCAGAUUCAUCUCAUUCGGCAGCUUUCAAGAUAAGUCCCGUUACUCAUGAUAUCGCCUCCAGCCAGACAUCAGCGUUCACCCCGCAAGCUACCGGAUACGCAUCUGCGCUCGGACACCAUCACGGAGGGCAAGUUGGUUCUUACGCCGGUGGAGCAUUCAAUUCGACCAGGGACUUUCUCUUCAGAAACAGGGGCGCUUGCAUCGGAGAGACUGCAGCGCCGAGUGCCCAGCAUGGAAUCUUUGCCGCCUCUGCUGGGAGUCUACACGGGCCCCCUGGAAUUUCGGACAACCCGGGACAUCUGUUGUUUCCUGGACUUCACGACCAGAGCGUGAGCCACACUUCACCUGGAGGACAUGUUGUAAACAGUCAAAUGCACCUGGGUUUACGCGGGGACAUUUUUGGCCGCCCAGAUCCGUAUCGACCUGUGGUGAGCCCUCGUGCGGAUCCUUACGGCACCGCUCAGCUACAUAACUACAACCAUCCCAUCAAUAUGAACAUGGGGAUGAACGUGCCCACACAUCACGGUCCGGGGGCCUUCUUCAGAUACAUGCGGCAGCCUAUUAAGCAAGAAUUGUCUUGUAAGUGGAUAGAUGAGAAUCAGAUGAACAGACCCAAAAAGACUUGUGACAGAACUUUCAGCACAAUGCAUGAAAUGGUGACACAUGUUUCAAUGGAGCAUGUUGGCGGCCCAGAGCAGAGUAACCACAUUUGCUAUUGGGAGGAUUGCCCGAGAGAAGGGAAAUCCUUUAAGGCCAAAUACAAACUAGUAAAUCACAUCCGAGUGCACACCGGAGAGAAACCGUUCCCUUGUCCGUUUCCUGGUUGUGGGAAAAUUUUUGCAAGAUCAGAAAAUCUAAAAAUUCACAAAAGGACUCACACAGGCGAGAAGCCGUUUAAAUGCGAGUUCGAAGGCUGCGACAGGCGCUUUGCAAACAGCAGCGACAGGAAAAAGCACAUGCACGUGCACACAUCUGACAAGCCAUAUAUCUGCAAAGUGUGCGACAAGUCCUACACACACCCCAGCUCUCUCAGGAAACAUAUGAAGGUACACGAAUCACAAGGCUCAGAGUCGUCUCCGGCUGCGAGCUCUGGAUACGAGUCGUCCACGCCGCCAGUGCUAGUGUCUGCGAACACUGAAGACCCGACAAAAACACCCACUUCUGCAGUGCAAAAUACAUCUGCACACAGCGAUGGACUACCACCCAAUUUUAAUGAAUGGUCCCCAGUGAGCAAGCCAAAGGUGAAUGUGGCAAGGAGCCCUAAACUCUAGAGGAACCCAAAACUAUCAGGGGGGAAUGGGCGGCCAGGUGCUGUUGGAAAUUGCCUGACUAUUGCCAAA
Messenger RNA from Myxocyprinus asiaticus (Chinese sucker), 1691 nucleotides. Its product is annotated as zinc finger protein ZIC 3-like. The transcript is spliced from 4 exons. Gene Ontology annotation, biological process: regulation of transcription by RNA polymerase II; central nervous system development. The record is from RefSeq and is a predicted model, not a curated record. Gene Ontology annotation, cellular component: nucleus. Gene Ontology annotation, molecular function: DNA-binding transcription factor activity, RNA polymerase II-specific; RNA polymerase II cis-regulatory region sequence-specific DNA binding. Lineage: Eukaryota; Metazoa; Chordata; Actinopteri; Cypriniformes; Catostomidae. The coding region runs from base 234 to 1622 and encodes 462 amino acids.